AUGGACUCGCCAGCAGAUACACAGCAGCCUACCAAGGCGUCGGCCCAGUCUCCCAAGCAAAGAACCUCACCCGCCAAAACAACCUACCUCAUCCUCUACAACUCCAUCUCCGCCCUCCUCUGGUCGGUGGUGCUCGGUCGCGUGCUAUUAAUCGCCUCCAUUCACGGCUACGCAAGCGUCUAUACCGGAGCGGGAAAUUUCACUAAAUGGACACAAACGCUCGCUGGAUUGGAAGUUCUUCACGCCGCAACAGGUCUCGUCCGCGCACCCCUCCUCACGACUCUCAUGCAAGUCGCCUCCCGCUAUCUCCUCGUCUGGGGCAUCGUGCAGCAAUUCCCCCACACCACAGGCCACGGCAGUCCCGCGUACUCGACCAUGUUGGUCGCGUGGAGCGUCACGGAGGUGAUUCGAUAUACAUUCUUCGCAGUCAAUCUGGGGUAUGGAAGUGUUCCCAAGGUGUUGAUGUGGUUGAGGUAUAAUACUUUUUUUGUGCUGUAUCCGUUGGGGAUCAGUAGUGAGUGUUGGUUGGUGUGGAAGGCGUUGAUGCCGGCGAGGAGUUGGAAUUUGGCGUUUGAGUAUGUGUUGAAGUUGGUGCUGUUUGUUUAUAUUCCGGGAUCGUAUGUUUUGUUCACGCAUAUGAUGGCGCAGAGGCGGAAGGUUAUGCGUGGGAACAAGAAGAAGAAGGCCGUAUAG
Molecule: messenger RNA, 693 nt
Organism: Ramularia collo-cygni
Lineage: Eukaryota; Fungi; Ascomycota; Dothideomycetes; Mycosphaerellales; Mycosphaerellaceae
Product: related to protein tyrosine phosphatase-like protein (putative anti-phosphatase); pepino protein; pasticcino protein pas2
Exons: 3
Coding region: 1-693 (230 amino acids)
Biological process (GO): fatty acid elongation; very long-chain fatty acid biosynthetic process; sphingolipid biosynthetic process
Cellular component (GO): endoplasmic reticulum membrane
Molecular function (GO): 3-hydroxyacyl-CoA dehydratase activity
Source: RefSeq, a predicted model, not a curated record